Molecule: messenger RNA, 2236 nt
Organism: Amphiprion ocellaris (clown anemonefish)
Lineage: Eukaryota; Metazoa; Chordata; Actinopteri; Pomacentridae
Exons: 3
Coding region: 99-1448 (449 amino acids)
Molecular function (GO): ubiquitin-protein transferase activity
Source: RefSeq, a predicted model, not a curated record
UCUUCCUGUUUUUUUUUUCCCUCCAUGUCCCUUCCGGGGCUCCGUACAAUUCACAACCCACGACGGAGGAGCUGCUAUGUACGGAGCCCUCCGUUGCUAUGGAGGAGGAUUUGGAACAUUUCCUGCGGUCAAGAGACGUCCCUCAAGAGGCUGUACUCAACAUGAAACGGGACAAGGUUGACAAGGCAGUGCUGUCUGUCAUGACUGAUGAACAAAUGUCACGAUACAUCACCUCUUAUGGAGACCGAGUCGCUGUUCUCUCCUUCUGUAACCUGGGCUGCGCAAAUAAAGAGACUCUUUUGCAGAGAUUGAGGGAUAAAAUUGGAUUACGGAAAAUGAAAUCAAAGACUACAGGAGUAGACAAUGAACUGAAUUUCUUUCCACAAGACUUGCCUUCAUAUUCAAGCAGCCAGCUUUCCCCAUCACCCUCCGCUGAUACCUCAGGAGAUCCAGAUAGGCCACGACGUGCAUCUAUUCGCAGGAUAAAGGUUGUUGAAGAUCUAUUAGCUGUAUUUAUGGACAGCAGCUUAAUGAAUGUAACUCUAAAGAUGGACUUUGUAAAUGAAAAAGCUCUUGAUGAUGCUGGUGUGUCAAGGGAGAUUUACACUGCAUUUUGGGAGCAAUUUCUUGAACAGUGCGAAGGUGAAGCAGAGCGCGUUCCAAGGCUGAGGCCAGAUUUUGGUGAGGAUGAAUGGCAAGCGAUUGGACGGAUAUGGGUGAAAGGAUUACUUGACCAUGGUGUCUUUCCAGUGAGGAUCUCAAAAGCUUUUAUUUUAGCUUGCAUCUAUGGUAUUGACUCAGUGGAUGCAGACACCCUCAUGACAUCUUUUCUUAACAACCUUCCUCCUCUUGAGAGAGCAGCUGUUGAGAAGGCUCUCCAGGGAUCAAUGGAAGAAAGUGAUGAAGAGGAUCUGCUUGAUCUGUUUGUAAGGAUGGGUUCCCAUUGCCUACCGCCAAAGAACAAUAUCAAGCCUGCCAUCCAAACAAUGGCUCAUAAAGUAAUUCUUCAAGAACCAAAGUAUAUUGUUGAUUGUUUCUCCACACCCAUGGCACUCAUACAGAGAAAACUGUCAAACAGAGAGAGUGUAUUGUCUCUAUAUGAGUCAAAGAAGGCCACAGGUAAAAGAGUAUCACAGCUGCUUGAAACAACAAAAAUGGUGCUGUCUCAGAGAGAGCAAACAACCUUUAACCAUUUCCAGCGUUACGUGAAAAAUGCUGACCAAGUCCAAGCUGAAAAAAUCCUUCGUUUCUGCACUGGCUCAUCUGUCAUAUGUACUGACAAAAUUAUGGUAUGCUUUAAUGCUGAAACUGGGCUCAACAGGAGACCUAUUGUUCACACCUGUGGAGCAACCCUUGAACUACCAUGCACUUAUGGUUCCUACCCUGAAUUUCGCACAGAGUUUGACAACAUCCUGUCCAGCAACCACCUUGAAAUGAAUAUUCUUUGACUUGGAGAAAAGUCCUUGUAAGGGCCUAAGACAAACAGGCAUCACAUGGUAUGAAAUUUUAUAUAUUAUUUAUUGUUUUUGUUACUUUUUUGUUUCUUUUGUAAUGCAAACAUACAAUGUGAUGUGGUUUGCCACCUACAAUUCUGUUUGUGCAAUAGUACUUUGCUAAAGGGAUGUUUGUUUCAUUUUUAAUUCAUUUUAAAUAACACAACUAUUACUUUGUCUUUUACCUCAGUUUGACCCAAAUUCAUCCUCAAGACAGCACUUUAUGUUUUUGCCAAUCACAGAUUUCAGAGCUGUCUAUCAUUGGUAGAAUUGUUAAAUAUUUAUGUUCAGGUGUUUAAAUUGUUUAAUUCAUAAGCAUUUGAUUGUCAACAGGAAAAAGAACUGUUAAAAGUUGAAGAGACCUAUGUAAGACCGUUUACAAAAUCUACAAGUUAAUGUGGCCCAUCUGACACUGAGUCUUCUCUGCCCUAAUGUGAAGUUGGUAAUCAGAUGUAUAUUUAAUAUGUCCAUAAUAUUGUUCGAAAUUGUUGUCUUAAUUCAGCACAUAACUUGAUGCUGCUGAAUGUAUUUUUAUAGGUUAAAUGUUCCCAUGAAAUUUUCAAGACAUGUUGUCCAAUUUUAAAAAUGUUUGUCCUUGAGUGUUUGUAAUAGCAAACCAAAGUUCUGAGUUACAUUUUCAAUUUAAUCAGGUGAAGUUGCCUGGAGUUCAUGCUGGAUAUGAAUAAAAUGAUUUCACACUGAAGAAAUGAAGUGCUUGUACCGGCUUUUAUUUAUUUUUUGUA